Thunnus maccoyii (southern bluefin tuna) is the source of this 1732-nucleotide messenger RNA. It is a transcript of the gene taco1, whose product is annotated as translational activator of cytochrome c oxidase 1. Lineage: Eukaryota; Metazoa; Chordata; Actinopteri; Scombriformes; Scombridae. The record is from RefSeq and is a predicted model, not a curated record. Bases 95 to 970 code for a protein of 291 amino acids. The transcript is spliced from 6 exons. Gene Ontology annotation, cellular component: mitochondrion.
AAUGCCUUUUUCUGACGUCAUCACAAUCCGGAAGAGUUGGGUUCACAACAAGGACAGCAGCAGCUGCGUGGUCUCCUGACUUGUAAAACCCGGCAUGACGGGGGCAGCGGUGCUGAGGGCUCUCCGGACCCUCUCCGGCAGGUUCCCAGCCCCGGUGGAGUCCGUUCUGCCGCCGGCCUCCUGCGUGCUGUUCCCGGCGUGGAGGACCUCUGCCGUCCGGACGCUGCAGCUGAGCCCCGCCUUGUGUGCGGGACACAACAAGUGGUCAAAGGUGAAACACAUAAAAGGACCCAAAGAUGAGGCACGAGGAAAAAUGUUUAUGAAAUUUGGCAUGAUGAUAAAGAUAGCUGUGAAAGAAGGUGGACCCAACCCAGACCAUAAUAUAAACUUAGCCCACAUCCUGGAGCAGUGCAGGAGCAAGAAUAUGCCUAAAGCAUCCAUCGAGACUGCGAUCAAGAGUGCGGAAAAGGCUAAACCAGCAUCCCAGCACAUGUUUGAAGCUCGGGGGCCCGGUGGAUGCCUGAUGCUCAUCGAGGUCCUGACUGACAACAACUCCCGCUGCCAUCAGGAAAUCAAACGCCUGCUCACCAAAAAUGGAGGGAUGCUGUCAGAUGGAGCCCGUCAUAACUUCAGCAGGAGGGGGGUGGUGGUGGUGCCGGGACGAAACGUGACGACGGAGCGAGCUCUGGAACUGGCCAUUGAGGCAGGAGCCGAGGAUGUCCAGGAGACCGAGGAUGAGGAGGAGCAGCCCCUCCUGCAGUUUAUUUGUGAUAUGUCGGACCUGAAGAAGGUGCGGGGCUCGCUAGAGGAGCUGGGAAUGCAGAUCACGUCCGCUGGGUUGGAGUUUAUCCCCCGCACCUUCUCCUCUCUGGACCAGGACCAGCUGGACGCUACUUCAACGCUAAUAGAAGCCCUCAAUGACUAUCCAGACGUAGUGCGAGUCUGGGACAACAUCCAGGCCCACAGCUGAGAAUGUCUCUGGACACUUAGUGGACACUGAAGAUCUUACAUGUGGAAUAUUUCAUUUCAGAAAGGAGAAAGGAUCUGCCAACAAAUACCUUGUACAUCAGUGGGUGAUACAGCUGCCUGUCAGUGCUUGUUAUGUCAACAUGAAGAAUAGACAUUAACAGUGUGAAAAUAUGAGUGUAUCAGCCAUUUUAAUGCUGUUUGAAAGGAGAAAAAACUGAAAUUAUGGUCCUUGUUGAGAUAUAAAGUUAUAUUUUAACUCAAAUAUCUUCAGACUGCAUCAAUCUACAGAAGUUCUUUAGCAGUCGACCUUGAGCAUACAUACAGAAGCCAUCCCUGAGAUACACUGCCAUCAGUGCUCUUCAGAAUAUUCCUUUAAGUUAUGAUUUCAAGAUGUUUUGUAAAAAUGUCUUCUUUGGUGAAGCACAUGAAAUAACAUCUGUAUCUGCUCAUUUGUUGGUAGAGACCCAAUUCGUCCAGUAGGUCUUUAAAGGUUAAAAGUAAGAGUAAAUAUUGUCAAUAUGAUUGAAAUCUUUCUCGCAGUAUUAAUGAGGAUAUUUUCUGAUAUAGAUAAAUAUCAACCAAAUGUAUGUAACAUCACGUAAAGGAUAAUCAAACUGAUGUUCUUUGGAAUUAACUGUGUUUCAUUGUUGCGUGUGGAAAACAAAAACUUCUGUGACUAGUUUUGUUCAUAUUUAACUACAGCUUGCCUGGAAUCAUUCAUUUGGACACCACAAAUAAUAAAAUCAACAAGAUUGUGCUGAAA